This is a messenger RNA of Rosa rugosa (rugosa rose), 1474 nucleotides long. Its product is annotated as growth-regulating factor 3. The coding region runs from base 144 to 1355 and encodes 403 amino acids. The record is from RefSeq and is a predicted model, not a curated record. Gene Ontology annotation, cellular component: nucleus. The transcript has 4 exons. Gene Ontology annotation, biological process: regulation of DNA-templated transcription; DNA-templated transcription; developmental process. Lineage: Eukaryota; Viridiplantae; Streptophyta; Magnoliopsida; Rosales; Rosaceae. Gene Ontology annotation, molecular function: ATP binding.
CAGAAGCCUCUGCAGAAAGCUUCAGCAAACUUUCUCUUCACAUAAACCCAGCCCAACACCCACCCAGGAAAAAGAUAAGAGAGAGAUAUUAAUAAACCAAAACCAACCAGUAAAACUCAUAGCCCCACCUUUCUUUUCUCUCUAUGGACUUUCAUCUCAAGCAAUGGAGAAACCAGCAGCAUGAGUCAGAGGAACAACAGCCCUAUUCUUCUGCUACAAAGAUACCAAAACUUGAGCACCUUCAGACCCAAACACACCCUGAACCAGCUUCUGGGUAUGCUCUCCCUUUGUUUGUACCUGAACCAAACACCAAAGUCAUCAGCACCCUGUCAGCAUUUUCUGAAUCUACUACUCCUACACCAGCUUCUUCUGCCACCAGAUUUCCCAGGAUGGGGAGCUUCUUCAGCAUGAGUCAGUGGCAAGAGCUUGAGCUGCAGGCUUUGAUAUUUAGGUACAUGCUGGCUGGUGCUGCUGUUCCUCCUGAACUUCUUCAGCCAAUCAAGAGAAGCCUUCUGCAUUCUCAAUUCUUCUUCCACCACCCUCUUCAACAGUACCCCGCUUUGUUGCAAUCUGGGUACUGGGGAAGAGGGGCCAUGGAUCCAGAGCCGACCAGGUGCCGGAGGACAGAUGGCAAGAAAUGGCGGUGCUCUCGAGACGUAGUGACCGGUCAGAAGUACUGCGAGCGCCACGUGCACCGCGGACGAAACCGUUCAAGAAAGCAUGUGGAAGUCACCACCACCGCCACCACAACCACAAACGCCGCCGGAGGAGGAGGAGGAGGAGUAAGGACUCUUGAUGCUACCACCACCAACGCAGUCGUUACUGUUGCCUCAUCGUUGGGAAAUGGGUCGGAUGGGACCCAUUUUGCUCUUUCCGGGUCGUCCCCUUCCAUCGAUCUGCUCCAGCUCAAACAAAGCUCUUUGGAGUCCAAACAUGAGAACAAGAGCUUCUUUGAUAACCGCAGGGAGGUUUCGGGAGGUAUUCAAUCCGACAAUCAUAUCUUGCGGCCUUUUUUCGAUGACUGGCCGGGACAGCUCCAAGAACCGGACAAUGGGAGAGGCAAUGCUAGCUCAAUGAACUCUGCCACCUCCCUCUCCAUUUCAAUACGUGGAAACACAUCAUCAGAUGUGUCGUUGAAGUUGUCUACCGGCAAUGGAGUAGAACCAGGCCAAGAGAGUGAGCAGCCGCAAUUGAAUUGGCCAACGGGAUGGGGGACAAACCAUAUGGCUUCAUUGGGAGGGCCUCUUGCAGAGGCUCUGCGUUCCUCCAACUCCAACUCCAACUCCUCACCGACCAGUGUUCUUCAUCGGUUGCCUCGUGGCUCAGUCUCUGAAACUAGCUUCAUCAGCACCUGAAUAUCAUAUCAGACAGUUCCAACUUCCUUUUUCCAGUUGCUUGUAUAAAUUGAAUCAGUUUUAUUUUUAACUGGACCAGAUUCAAUUGCUUGUUUAAUCAAGAACAACUUUGUUGCCAA